Messenger RNA from Cuscuta campestris, 2576 nucleotides. The record is from the annotation of a GenBank genome assembly. NCBI's taxonomy places the organism in Eukaryota, Viridiplantae, Streptophyta, Magnoliopsida, Solanales, Convolvulaceae.
UUCGUUUUAAUUUUCUGAGUAUCUUUUUAUAUUUUAUAGUUGCGCUGACACAAAACUUCUCUUUGAACCCAAGUUUCCCCAUUUCUACGAGCAAAGUUGGUUUCUUUCAACUGCCUUCCGCUCUGAUUUCAUCAAAUCUUCAUAACCCCAUUUCGCCAUUGUGAAUCUGGGCAGUUCUUCUCUGUUUCUUGAAACCCUCCAUUUUCCCAACCUGUGUGGACUCUUUUCUUUCUUUGGGUUUUCUUGAUCUGGUGGGCUAUUUCACUUCUGGAUCUCUGCAAUGCCACUCACCAGUGUUCUUGUGUGAGUGGAAGAAGAUGAAGAUUCAUGUCUUUCUUCAAUUUCUUUUGGUCUCCAGUGGGAUCUUUCUUGUGGGUUCUGCUGAUUUUCCUUCAGAUGAAGUGAUUGCUCUUACUAAGUUCAAAGAAGCUAUAUAUGAAGACCCACGUCUGGUAUUGUCUAGUUGGAAUGACUUAGAUUCAGACCCUUGUAAUUGGAAUGGCAUUUCUUGUUCUAUGGCUGCUGGAGAUCAUGUCUUGAAAAUUAACAUUUCUGGGGCAUCUUUAAAGGGGUUUCUUGUACCAGACUUGUAUCUCAUUUCGUAUUUAGAAGAACUAAUCUUGAAUGGAAACCUGCUGAUGGGUACAAUACCUAAAGAAAUAGGGUUAUUAAAGAACCUCAGAAUCUUGGAUUUGGGCAAUAACCGGCUUACAGGAUCAAUCCCCAGGGAGAUUGGAUAUCUACCAAAAAUAGUAAAAAUAAACCUUCGAUCCAAUGGUUUGUCUGGAAGAUUUCCCUCUGAGCUUAUUCGCAAUUUGAAGUUCCUCGAAGAACUUCGGGUUGAUAGGAAUAAGCUCCUAGGGAUGGUCCUUGGGAGUAAUAUUGCAUACUCUACAUCUAGUGUACAUGGGAUGUAUGCGUCUGGUGGGAAUCCAGUCGGCGUUUGUCGGUCAUCUAAACUAAAAGUUGCAGAUUUUUCAUACAACUUCUUUGUUGGAAGGAUACCAAAAUGCUUGAGUUACCUUCCAAAGUCAAGCUUUCAAGGGAACUGCCUUCAAGUCCAUGAUAUUAAGCAGCGGCCUCUUGCUCAAUGUGGGCAUGAUGGACCACCAACACACAAAACCCAUCCUCAUGCAGUGACCAGACAUAAGUAUGGCUCAAGAAAACCGCGAUGGCUGUUUGGACUGGAAGUGAUGACAGGGAUAAUGGCAGGCACCCUCUUUCUAGCGGCUCUUCUCACUACAUUUCACAAGUUCAACAACAAAUCCUCCAUUGUCAUCCCUUGGAAGAAGUCAGGUAGCAUCAAGGACGAUCACACGACGAUUUACGUAGACACUGAGAUGCUGAAGGAUGUAGUGAGGUACAGCAGGGAAGAGGUGGAGGUGGCGUGCGAAGACUUCAGCAAUAUUAUCGUAUCCUCAACCAACAGCUUGGUGUACAAGGGUACGAUGAGAGGUGGGCCCGAGAUCGCGGUGAUAUCCGUUUGUGUUAAAGAAGAGAACUGGACUGCCUAUCUUGAACUUUAUUUUCAGAAAGAGGCGGCAGAACUUGCGAGGAUUGAUCAUGAAAAUGCAGCAAAACUGUUGGGGUAUUGUAGGGAAAGCAGCCCUUUUACAAGGAUGUUGGUGUUUGAGUAUGCCCCAAAUGGGACCUUAUAUGAACACCUUCACUAUGGAGAAGCCUGCCAACUGUCAUGGACAAGAAGGAUGAAAAUUGUGAUUGGUAUUGCAAAGGGGUUAAAAUAUCUCCAAACAGAGCUUAAGCCUCCAUUCACUAUAUCUGAACUGAAUUCAAAUUCUGUGUAUCUCACUGAAGAUUUCACUCCCAAGCUGGUUGAUUUCGAAAGCUGGGAGACAAUCCUCUCAAGAUCAGAGAAGAAUUACAUAAGCAGUGAAGGUGCAAUUUGCAUCCUUCCGAAUUCACUGGAGGGACGCCACCUGGAUUUCCACGGAAACCUAUAUGCGUUCGGACUGCUUCUUCUUGAAAUCAUCAGCGGCCGACCUCCCUACUGCAAAGACAAAGGAUCCUUACUUGAUUGGGCUAGGGAAUUUCUUGACGUUCCUGAGGUGAGGUCGCGUUUGGUGGAUCCGGAGCUGAAGCAUUUCCGAUACGAAGAGCUGGAAGUGGUCUGUGAGGUGAUCAAAAAAACAUGCGUUUGUACAGAUGAGACUUGCAGAAGCUCGAUGGUGGAUUUGUGUGGCCUGCUGGAAAGCAAGAUUGACACAUCCGUAUCUGCCGAGCUGAACGGAUGCUCUCCCUCGUUAGCGUGGGCCCAGCUGGCGCUUUCUUCCCCCUGACAGUCUGAACAACAACAACAGUGUAAACUGUAAACAAGUGUGACACAUUGGCUACUGUGAAAAGAGCUAACAGAUUCUUUUUACACUUACUACUGAACAUUAGUUAGCUAGUAUAUGCUGCAGAAGGUGAAAAUAGUUGGAGAUUGUGAUAUUGUAUAUUUUUGUUUACAGCUGUGGUAUAGUACAUAUUUGAGAAAAAAGAUUAGGGGCUCUGUUUGGUGGCUAGUUUUGGCUAGUUCUAGUUACACUUGAAAGCAAAAAUAAAUAGCUUUUGACUUG